AUGCCUUGCACUUCCAUACAGACGCCUGUUCCUGACGCAGCCAAAGACGCCAUCAUCUCCAAAUUGCGUCGGCCUGCGAAUUCAGACUCGUUCCCACAGUCCAGCACAAGUGCACCAGCACCUUCAAGCACACCAUCGGAAGAAGAAUCUCAAGGCACAGCAAAGGAUGUCGAAACUGUGUCAAUACAGGAGCACAUCUUCCAGGAACCACGCAAGCGCAUCGUUUCCCCUGCAUCUCUGCACAGGUUCGAGCACUCGGAUACUUUUGCAGAGAUUCUUGCCUUUAUCCGCGUCUGCAACACGAGUGUCGUUGGCAAGACACUGACCGACGAUAUCGAGACAUCACCAACAUGCAAGUCGAUACUCGCUAUCUUGGAUGAGGUGGCGGCAAUUCGCAAAGCAACUCCACCUGAUGCCUCCAUAGGCUCCUCUCGAUUCGGCAACCCCGCUUUCCGCACUUUCUAUGCAAAGAUUCGAGAUAACAACGACAGAUUGCACCGCAUGAUUCCAGGACUCGGAGAUGAUUCGGAAGCAUCCCAAACAGCUCGCGCCGAACUUGGCGUCUACUUGCAAGAGAGCUGGGGCAACGAGAAGAGGAUCGAUUAUGGAAGCGGUAUGGAACUCAACAUGGCUUGUUGGUUGCUUUGUCUUUGCAAGCUACGCACUCUGCGUCUGCCAGAAGAUGGUCCAGCCAUCGUCCUUCGCAUCUUUUGGAGCUACAUUCAGGUGAUGCGAGACAUCCAGUCCUCCUAUUGGCUUGAGCCAGCAGGCAGUCAUGGAGUGUGGGGGCUCGACGACUAUCAUUUCCUUCCCUUCUUGUGGGGAGCUGGCCAACUCAGCAACCACCGACACCUUCGACCAAAGGCAAUUCACGACGCCGAGAUUGUCGAUGAGUUUGCCUCCAGAUACAUGUAUUUGGCUUGCAUUCAGUUCAUCAACUCUGUCAAGACAGCUUCACUGCGCUGGCACUCGCCGAUGCUCGACGACAUUUCAGGUGCCAGAUCAUGGGGCAAGGUCAACCAAGGCAUGAUCAAAAUGUACCAUGCCGAAGUGCUCAAGAAACUACCUAUCGCUCAGCACAUUUUCUUUGGAAGCUUGCUGCGUUUCCCCGAACCUGCUCCAGGCGAGCUUGAGGAUCAAGACACUCAAGAGGAUGCGCACGGACACAUUCAUCCUGCUGGCAAGCCACAUGCUCAUGCCACUGGUCAAGGUCAGGCUGCAGGUUGGGGUGACUGCUGCGGUAUUCCCAUACCCAGCGCAUUUGCAGCAGCGGAAGAGGAGAAGAAGCGCCAACAAGGUUUUAGCUCUACCAUCCGUGGCGAGAAGCCUUUCAGAGCAGGCGUUCGUCGCAUCCCAUUUGAUUGA
Messenger RNA from Ustilago hordei, 1365 nucleotides. RefSeq names its product putative RRD2 - Activator of the phosphotyrosyl phosphatase activity of PP2A. Gene Ontology annotation, biological process: mitotic spindle organization. Gene Ontology annotation, cellular component: protein phosphatase type 2A complex; nucleus; cytoplasm. The record is from RefSeq and is a predicted model, not a curated record. Lineage: Eukaryota; Fungi; Basidiomycota; Ustilaginomycetes; Ustilaginales; Ustilaginaceae. Gene Ontology annotation, molecular function: peptidyl-prolyl cis-trans isomerase activity; protein tyrosine phosphatase activator activity. Bases 1 to 1365 code for a protein of 454 amino acids. The transcript is spliced from 2 exons.